UCAGUUUCAUAGGGAUCAUCGACUGCCCAUAGGCAAUGUCCUUUUAAAGGAUUGUAGGUGAAGGGGUUCUAAAAAUGCUGAGCGGAAAAAGUAAGAUUUUAAUGUGACCUUGACCUUUGACAUUCAAGUCUCAAAUUUAAUACCAGUCAUUUAUCAUAUAUGAGUAAUUGGUCAGAUAUGUUUGAGGAUUGUAUGUCAAGGUAUACUAACUUAGGUUUAUGUACGUACAGUCACAUUGACUUCGACUUUCAACCAAUGUAACGUUUUUAAAAUAAGUACGACCGUUUACUGUCACAUCAGUCAGCAAUUAAGGUUUAAGGACCAUAGAUCAAAGAAUUCUUAAGAUUAUAAGCAGAAACAAAAUUACGAACAGGAAGUAGGCGAACAGACUACAGACGGACAGACCUACGCCAUCACAUUAUACUGGGCUUCCGGUAUGUAAAAUACUGAAGAACUUGUUUAAUUCUGUAUGUAAAGUUAGAAAAUGAAAAUGAUGUUAUAAAUGACAUAUACUGUAACAAAAUAUAAAGUGAAAUAAUAUUCUACGACUGCACUAUCUACCAUUUUAAAGAGUUUUACUAAAACCCCAAGCAUUGCCUUUUUAGUUAAUGUUACAAAUACACAAAACUGAAUCUAUUGUAUAUAUUUCACUUUGUUUCAAUAAUAUUUCAUAGACACUUGAUUUUUAAACCAAAUUUUGUUACUCUUAUUCAGGGAACUUCAAGAAGAAAACGUAUAUGCUUCCACAUACCACAUGAUGCCAUAUGAAAAACUUUCAACGCAUAUAGCUAUCAGCGAUCUUCAAAAACUAGCUAUAUAUAAACAUUCUGGGACGUUGGACAUAUUGAGGAAAGGACGAUUUCACCUUAAUGAUUGGGAAGAGAAGUACAUUGUAAUUUGUAAAGGUCAUUCGAUUACAUGGAACAUGUGUUGCUAUCCAAAAAGAUUUGCAUCAACAGCGGAUAUGACCUUUUCAAUGUUAGAAAUUGAAAGUGCCUUGGACUAUGAUGAUGAAAAUGUGAUUGGAAUUACCAUCAAAUUCGUGGACCCAACAAAAUCCCCAAUGGUCUUUAGAUGCGAUACCAAGGUUAAAAGAAAGAUAUGGAGAGAACACUUUAAUACAGCCAUUCUGGAAGCACACAAUGACAGCGGUUAUGCGAGUGGAGGAUCGGUAUCACAAGGCACAACUAGACAAAGCACAGGUUACGAUACCAUCGCAGAUGUGGAUAAAGAAUGCAUAUCAGAAGCAGUUAACAUUAUGGGAAAAGAAAAUGAACUUGAAGUUACAAAAGACAGAGAGGGACAAAGAAGCUCUGAUGAAACUUACGUAAAGAAAGUCUUUUCACCUCCCGUCCAGGAGACAGAAAACGCAGCGAAACAUGGUCAGAAGAAACUGCCUGAGAACACAGAAAUACAGAUGUCUUCCAAAAAGAAGAAUUCACAUACACAUGCUCAAACAGAAAAAACUUUCGAACGAGUCGCUGACGCCGAAUAUUUAUGUACAAAUCCUAAUUUCAGUAUGACGCAAAUGGAAAAUUUAAAAUCACGUUUACCUAAGCCGGGUGAUAGAAGUGAUGACCACUGUCAUCUUGACACAAACGAAAUAGACCAAGCUGCAGCACAGACUCAACACAGUAAGAAUGUUGAUGGUACAGCUCUUACGUUACCUACAGGGCCUCCACUUUCAUCUGAUAUAACUGGUACAGUGUCUUCCUCAUCGUUUUGUUUUGUGAAGGGAUACUCAGACACCAGUUUAGAACAUUCGUCAGCUGAUGAUCAACAUUUGCAAACAGCAGGUGCGGAUUCAGACUCAUCUAUUAAAGGGGAUGUUUUAAGUCAGACAUUUGUAAAGGAAAAAACGUCGCAUUCAGCAGUGAAAGGGUCAAUGAAUACUGUGGGAAGGCAAAACGAAAGUCUUACAGAUCCCACUUCUAUAAACACUGCACCUUUUUUUAUAUGUAGAUGAUGCAACGUGCCUUUCUUCUCCGAACGAGAUUAGACCGAGUACAGUCAAGUCUCAGAACAAAAAGUUCAUUGGAACGGAAACAUAUUCAUCAAAUAAAGACUGCCUUAUGUCGUCUACACAUAAACCAUCAGUAUUAUCUGCGAAAGCGGAUGCACAAACUUCUUUACAUAGAACAGAGGCAAUUGUACGCAAACCUGAAGAUGAUACUCACGAACACACUGACAAUAUCAGCACACAAAAUAUCAACGGUUACAAUGGAGAAAGCCGAAGGAAUGAGUUUGGCAAUAAAGAAGAUGGUAGCGACCUGCAUAGCACAAAAAGUGCCAGUAGUUUUAGCAGUAGUGAUAGUAACGCGUCUCUUACAAUUCCAGACGAGGAUGCCGGUAACGAAAAUGAAAAGAUUUUUCAAAAAGACGCAUAUUUUUGUUCCGGGCAGAAGAAUGUUAAGCAAAUAAUGAAGAAUGAGUCGAUCGGAACAUUUCUUGUAUGCUAUGGAAAACAACAAAAAAUGAAAAUAUAUGUCAUGACCCCAAGUGGUGUUGAACAUUUUCGUAUUUAUACAGAGGUGAAUAAAUGUUCGCUUUAUGAAGAUUUUUCUAAUCAAGUUCUACAUAAUUUGGACUCUUUACUUUCUUAUUAUCACAAUAACAAUUUACCGUCCAAAAAUUGUGAAGUUAAACUCAAAAGAGGAUAUAAUGAAGACAAAUAUUAGCCAGUGAUGGUGCAACUGAAGAAAAUUGGAAAGUUUUCAGCAUUUAAAUAUUUUCCGUAUAAAAAAUGUCUGGUGUUCUAAACGUACAUAAAAAGUUAUACAUACCAGUAAGUGAUCGAUGGUCCAGUAGCAAAACACUUAAGACUAUGGACCAAGAGGACACGGAUUCAAUCUGAAAGUUUAGCAGUAUUAUUUUAUCACGGGCAGGCACCUGGAUAGAACCACUGAUCUUCAGUAAUCCAUGAAGAAUUAAACGCCCCGAGUCAGGCUCGAACCAACAUAGGUGAGAGGCAUAUGAUUCAAAAUCAAUCAGCGACCUUAACCACUCGGGCACGGAUGCCCCAUCUCUCCAUGUAAUGCACAUUUGAAUGUGCAUAUCAUGAAAUGGCUGUUAUAUAAAUUUUGGUUGAAUGUAAUAUCAAUAUCAAUAAAAGUUGUGGUAUA
Messenger RNA from Mercenaria mercenaria, 3122 nucleotides. RefSeq lists its product as uncharacterized. Bases 755 to 1966 code for a protein of 403 amino acids. The transcript is spliced from 14 exons. NCBI's taxonomy places the organism in Eukaryota, Metazoa, Mollusca, Bivalvia, Venerida, Veneridae. The record is from RefSeq and is a predicted model, not a curated record.